Messenger RNA from Lachnellula hyalina, 1389 nucleotides. RefSeq names its product PHO85 cyclin-6 (gene PCL6). The transcript has 2 exons. Gene Ontology annotation, biological process: regulation of cyclin-dependent protein serine/threonine kinase activity. The record is from RefSeq and is a predicted model, not a curated record. Bases 1 to 1389 code for a protein of 462 amino acids. NCBI's taxonomy places the organism in Eukaryota, Fungi, Ascomycota, Leotiomycetes, Helotiales, Lachnaceae. Gene Ontology annotation, cellular component: nucleus; cyclin-dependent protein kinase holoenzyme complex. Gene Ontology annotation, molecular function: protein kinase binding; cyclin-dependent protein serine/threonine kinase regulator activity.
AUGGCCGCCGUGAUAACUGAUUUCGGCAGCGAUUUCGGUUCCGACUCGUCGCGAUCCCAUUACCAUCGCAGUCGGAAGAUGCGAGCUGGGUCUGGCCAUGAGCGAUCUCCUGCUGCAUCCCCAUACCGCCAAACCUCACAAUCGAGAGUCGAGCGUCGUCCUAGUAGUCCCCGACCAGUCCCGAUAGCAGCGGGCACGCCUCCGCCGAGUACGCCUUCGAGAGCAGUAGAGCAGGAAGCAAGUGAUAAUGUGGUCGAGGCAGAGACGGAGACGAUAAAGACGGAACCGCCACCAUCGCCACCGUUAAGCUCGAGUUCGAACACAGGGUCUUUCACGCGAAAUAGAUUUACCAGCCAGGAGAACUUUCCCCACUCUUCUACAUCGACCAGACAAUCCCCGUAUCCGGAAGAUGCAGCAGCGAGUAACAAACCACCUAUUAUCCUGGCAAAGCCCGAGGUAGAAUUUGCAGGACCGAGUUCAUUAGACGAUGUGAAGGGUUAUGCGGGGAAUACUAUAAAAGUGCGAGAUCUUGCACACAUACAGAGUUUUGCCACCGAGGAUUUCUUAUUGGGGGGGAAAUCUGGACGGAGGAGAGCAACAGACAACCCGGCACUGAAAUACGAGAUAAGCGGGAUGCCAAUUACAGAUAUCAUUGAAAUGGUAGCGGGGCUUCUCACCAAAAUCACAACCACAAACGACCAACAACACGAGACCUUGAACCGACCUAUACCCUCAGGCGAAAUUUCCUCAAACCUAAGCGGCCUUUCAUCCAGCGUCCUAGCCUUCCAUGGAAAAAACGUGCCCAGCAUCACCAUCCUCAGCUACCUAUCUCGAAUACAUAAAUACUGUCCCACAACCUACGAGGUAUUUCUAUCCCUCCUGGUCUACUUUGACCGCAUGACAGAGCGCGUCAACGCCGCUCCCAUGCAAGCAUUACGGCGGGAAUCCAUGGAUUUGGACAACUCGCGCCCCUCGACAGGCUACUCAGCAGACGGCUCUGACCUCGCAGACUCCUCAUCAAGCGGAAGUGGAGAUGGAGAAGAUCAAAGAUCAUAUACACAUACGGAAACCAGCCCCGUCAAGCCUUCGUUCCCGCUCUCACACUUCUUCGUCGUGGAUAGCUUUAAUAUCCAUAGAUUGGUUAUUGCAGGCGUCACGUGCGCGAGCAAGUUCUUUUCGGAUGUGUUUUAUACCAAUUCGAGAUAUGCAAAGGUCGGUGGUCUCCCCCUCCCCGAACUAAACCACCUCGAACUACAAUUCCUCCUCCUCAACGACUUUCGCCUCUCCGUCCCCGUCGAAGAACUAGAAGCCUACGGCACCAUGCUUGUAGAAUUUUAUGCGCGCGAAGUGAUUGCACAGCGUGAUGCUGAUUCCGCAUAUGCCCCGUGA